GCGAGCGUGACUUCGUAAGCUCUCGAGAAAAGCCCACUGCGCCCCCCCCCCCCAAAAAACUAAAACCAAACUAACCCUAACUGCUUCCAACGCUCGUGGGGAUCAUUUAAAAACCACCAUCUUCGUUGAAAACCAACCUUUUUUUUUUUUUUUUAUCUUUUUUUUCCCUAAAGAAGAGACCCCCCCUGCCAGACUCCACGCCACCAUGCACUUGUUGUCCAGCAGCUGCGUGGGCUCCCUCGUCCUCGUCCUCGCCACGCUACUCUGUCGAGUGAGCUGCACUGAGACGGUGGUAGGCCUGUACGGUGAAACACUUGAGAUUCCGUGCAACAAAGGAGCCGUAAAUGGGGAAACUGCGAUAAUCACUCAAUGGAAAUAUCUCAUAGGAAACGAAAUUAAAGGAGAACUCUUAAGCAAACCUAAAAAUGAGAAGGUCUCCAUUAACGCCAAUGAUGAGUAUAAGGGCCGCAUAGACAUGGCUGCCAACUUCAGUCUGCUGUUGACUGACGCCAAGCUAACUGACCAGCGCACGUUCACCUGCGCAGUGGUGGAGGGCAAAGAUAUCAACCACUACUAUGUGAACGUGGUCGUCUACAAGGCGCCUGAAGGUGUGGAGAUUUCUGACAAAGCGGAAGAGCUUGAGUUUGGCAAACUUACUAAGUUGGCCACAUGUGUCGCACGAGAUGCCAACCCGGCGGCCAAAAUCAUAUGGCUAAAGAACAACAAACCCCUGUCGGAUGAUGGCAAAGGUAUUUCCAUCCAAACCUCCGAGCAGCUUGACCCAGUGACCAAGCUGUCCACCACCACCACCUCCACGCUAGAGUACUCUGCUAAGAAGGAGGACAAAGACGCUCUGUUCUCGUGCAGCUCCCAGCACACCGUGGGCAAGCAGAUGACAUCUUCUCCACUCACCUUUCCCAUCACAUACCCUACCGAGCAACUCAUCCUGCAGGUCAUUGCACAGGAGCCUCUGGUGGAAGGAGACAACGUGACCCUGAAGUGUGUUGCGGACGGCAACCCCGCUCCAUCCAGCUUUAACUUCCACCUGAAGGGGAACGUGGUGACUGUGAAUAACACAAAUAUAUACACCCUGACUGAUGUGUCACGUGACACCACCGGCGAAUACAAAUGCUCCUUAAUUGACAACUCCUCCAUGGUGUCUUCCAAGGAGGUCACAGUCAAUUACCUAGACAUCAAUUUAAGCCCCACUGGGAGGGUUGUCAAGAAGGUUGGCGAGGCUUUGGAUCUAACUUUCCAGAGCAACUCUUCAGGGGCAUCAAAGGUCUCCUGGACUAAGGACAAAGUCAAGCUGCUCAAAGAGCCCAAGUUUCACAAGCUGACGUACUCAGACUCUGGCCACUAUGAGUGUGAAGUGACGAUGCGGUCCCUCAUCAAGAAGCUUUCUUUUAAACUGCUCGUUGAAGGCGCUCCAGUGAUCAAGCAGCUGUCCAAACACCGCGGUGAAGAUGGUCAACAUAAAGUCUUGAUUUGUGAGGCCGAGGGCUCUCCAAAGCCAUCUGUUUCCUGGAGCAUCAACAGCACAUCGCUUCACGAAAGUCCUUUUGUCGGCGGGAAGGUCACACACAAAAUCACUGUGGUGCCCACUCUCAACCUGACCGUCUUGUGCACCGUAUCCAACAAGUUUGGCGAGGACACGCGGGAAAUCAGCGUGUCCCCACUAUAUGAGGGGAGAAGGCUUGAACGAGAACAAUCAGAGGACGGCGAUCAGACCAAGUUGGUGGUCGGAGUCGUGGUCGGCCUUCUCAUCGUCGCCAUGGUUAUUGGUCUGGCGUACGGAAUCUACCAGAAGAAAUCCAAGCAAGGGAGCUGGAAGACCGGCGAAAGGGAGAACGGCUCCUCUGAGGAGGAGAAGAAGCUGGAAGAGAAAGUGGAGGAGAACAGCCAAAAAGCUGAAGUGUAGAGGGGGAAAAAAACGAGCGAGCAUCCUUUUGGGAAUGUGAAAGUGAGAACAUGGAACUUUGCACGUUUCGCCUCACCUCAUCUUUUGGGAAAAAAACAAAAACAAGAAGAAAAAAAAAGUGUAAAGUUUGAUUUCAGGGAUAAUUUGACUACACAUCGAACCCAACCUGUGAUAAAAACCCCCACUACCACCACCUGUGUGGAUGCUUGAUCCACAUGUAAGUCUGUUAGAAUCACCUCACCUUUUGUUAGAAACUUGAACUUUUUGGGUUAGUUGCUGCAAGUGGAAUCACUUUUAGACCAGUUUGCCUUUGCUGUAAAAAACAUGUGUAGGCCUGCGUCACGUCACCUUUUAGUGUACAUAUAUUUCAGUUUGUUCAGGCAGGCGAGGAGAAGUUGCUGGAAAGGCUGAGAGGCGUUUGCUUAGUCGUGGUUACAGAUUGCGGGAAAAGUUGAUAUUUUGUUGUCAGGGAGACAACGCGCCAUUUUGCUUUUCUCUUCUUUUUUUCCAAAUGUACUGUAUGUUGGCCGUAACCACUGGAUGACACACGAGCAGGUACAACACCCAAAACCAGUGAAGCUGGCACGUUGUGUAAAUGGUAAAUAAAAACAGAAUACAAUGAUUUGCAAAUCCUUUUCAACUAAUAUUCAAUUGAAUAGACAGCAAAGACAAGAUAUUUAAUGUUCCAACUGAGAAACUUAAUUAUUUUUUGCAAAUAAUCAUUAACUUAGAAUUGCAAAUGCAAAAAAGUUGUCACAGGGACAUUUUUACCACUGUGUUACAUGACCUUUCCUUUUAACAACACUGUUUGGGAACUGAGGAGACCAAUUUUUGAAGCUUUUCAGGUGAAAUUAUUUCCCAUUCUUGCUUGAUGUACAGCUUAAGUUGUUCAACAGUCCGGGGUCUCUGUUGUGGUAUUUUAGGCUUCAUAAUGCGCCACAGGUCUGGACUACAGACAGGCCAGUCUAGUAUCCGCACUCUUUUACUACGAAGCCACGCUGUUGUAACACGUGCAGAAUGUAGCUUGGUAUUGUCUUGCUGAAAUAAGCAGGGGCGUCCAUGAAAGAAACGUUGCUUCAAUGGCAAGAUAUGUUAUUCCAAAACCUGUAUGUAUUUUUCAGCAUAUUUUCUGAUGUGUAAGUUGCCCAUGCCUUGGCACUAAUACACCCCCAUACCAUCACAGAUGCUGGCUUUUGAACUUUGCGCCUAUAACAAUCCGAAUGGUUCUUUUCCUCUUUGAUCCAGAGGACACGACGUCCACAGUUUCCAAAAACAAAUUGAAACGUGGACUCGUCAGACCACAGAACACUUUUCCACUUUGCGUCAGUCCAUCUUCGAUGAGCUCGGGCCCAGCGAAGCCGACGGCGUUUCUGGGUGUUGUUGAUAAAUGGCUUUGGCUUUGUUUUAACUUACACUUACAGAUGUAGCGACAAACUGUAAUUACUGACAGUGGUUUUCUGAAGUGUUCCUGAGCCCAUGUGGUGAUAUCCUUUACACACUGAUGUCGCUUUUUUGAUGCAGUACCGCCAGAGAGAUCCAAGGUCACAGGCAUUCAAUGUUACGUGCAGUGAUUUCUCUAGAUUCUCCGAAACUUUUGAUGAUAUUACAGACCUUAGAUGGAGAAAUCCCUAAAUUCCUUGCAAUAGCUCGUUGAGAAAUGUUUUUACAUGUACUUUCAUAGCUGUGGCUAUGAAAGUAGCUUACCACCACCAGGUGUGAAUGAAUGAUGGGUUCUACAUGUAAAGCGACUUUGGGUACUUAGAAAAGCGCUAUAUAAAUCCCAGGUAUUAUUAUUGUCCUUAAACUGUUGGACAAUUUGCUCACGCAUUUGUUGACAAAGUGGUGACCCUUGCCCCGUCCUUGUUUGUGAAUGACUGAGCAUUUCAUGGAAGCUGCUUUUAUACCCAAUCAUGGCACCCACCUGUUCACAAUUAGCCUGUUCACCUGUGGGAUGUUCCAAAUAAGUGUUUGAUGAGCAUUCCUCAACUUUCUCAGUCUUUUUUGCCACUUGUGCCAGCUUUUUUGAAACAUGUUGCAGGCAUCAAAUUCCAAAUGAGCAAAUAGUGGCAAAAAAUAACAAAGUUUUCCAGUUCGAACGUUAAAUAUCUUGUCUUUGCAGUCUAUUCAAUUGAAUAUAAGUUGAAAAGGAUUAGCAAAUCAUUGUAUUCUGUUUUUAUUUACCAUUUACACAACGUGACAACUUCACUGGUUUUGGGGUUAGUAGAUGGUGUUAUUUAUGUAUGCGCUCCAUCAGUUUAAAGAUGUCCGUCAUGCUUCUUUCUGCCUUCUUUCUAAGAAUAAAUGCUUGUCUCUUCAGUUAGUGAUGUGCACUAUAGGAGUCGUGUUUUCCAUGGCAGUUCACAUCCAAAAACAUCUGCUGGAGCUCAUAAUGUGGUAGACCAGGAUGUCGUUGUGAAGUAUGAACUUUUUUUGUUGUUGUUUCUAUUUAUGUUGUACAAGAUGAAAGAUCCUGGUCGGCAAAAUAAAAAUUAAAAAAUUGUUUUUUUUCAUCCCACCUUUUAAAUUGGACACGAAAUGUAGUUAAUUUCCUUUCGGUUGCUUCGUGUCUGCUCGAAAUGAACGUCUCAGCAUGCAAUGACGUCGUCAGACCUCGGAGCAACCCACCUGGUGUGGAAACAUCCAAUUGGAAGAAUGACCAAAGAAAGUGAACAUUGCCAUGCAAGUAUUGUAAAUAUCUGUUUUGUUUUUUUGUACUUUUGUUUAAAAUAAAGUGGACAUUUGGGAAAAACA
Molecule: messenger RNA, 4672 nt
Organism: Nerophis lumbriciformis (worm pipefish)
Lineage: Eukaryota; Metazoa; Chordata; Actinopteri; Syngnathiformes; Syngnathidae
Product: CD166 antigen homolog
Biological process (GO): cell-cell adhesion
Cellular component (GO): cell-cell junction; plasma membrane
Molecular function (GO): cell adhesion molecule binding
Source: RefSeq, a predicted model, not a curated record